This is a messenger RNA of Paramacrobiotus metropolitanus, 3004 nucleotides long. RefSeq names its product fibroin heavy chain-like. Lineage: Eukaryota; Metazoa; Tardigrada; Eutardigrada; Parachela; Macrobiotidae. The record is from RefSeq and is a predicted model, not a curated record. The transcript is spliced from 8 exons. Bases 546 to 2747 code for a protein of 733 amino acids.
UUAAACAGGAAUCUGUGCUGCCACAUUACAUUAACUGGUGCAACCGCAUACAAACAGUUGUCCUGAUUACAUGAGAGAUCUUGUCGGCAAAUUAUUUGAUGUUGUCAGUGUGCUGCCACCCGCCAGAAAGUAUGGUGAUUUGGAUAUAUUAGCGGAAAGAAAGAUCAUUAUCGAAAAAUUCACUCUUUCUUACUUUUUGAUCUGGUAUGUAUGGAAAGCGUCGUUGAAUGGACAGCACUUGAGCGUUGUUCUGUGUAUGUGUUGGUGACUUAUCAGUCUUUCAGCGUAUUACAAAUGCAGAAGCACUUUAGGGUUAGGUCAUGAUUUAACAACGGUAAUUCCCGAACAGUCAGUCAAGUUUGACAAGCAUGCAACAGUAGUAUGUGUGUUGCUUUCGGACUGAGAUAUCACUUUUCCUCACUUGAUUCAUAAUUAUGUGAACUGAAUGUUUUAUAUUUGAAGCAACUUGCAGUAACCAAAUAAUUUUAUCUGGUGUGCCGUGGGAAAUUUAAUUCCAACACCCAUUCCAUUCAUUUCCGGUCAUCAUGAUUCCACUGAACCGUGGAUUAUUUGCGAUAACCUUGUUAGUAACCUUAUUGGCAAUUUAUCCAUCUUCCGGUCGACGCAGUGGGGGCGGCAGCUGGGGUACAUCAUCUGCACGAACUGGUGGCAUCAGAUCAUCCGGCGGCGGUUGGGGCUCGAGCAGCAGUAGCAGCAGGUGGGGUACAAGCAGAUAUUCGGGGUAUGGCGGCGGACAAAAACGCGUCUCAUUCGGUGCCUUACCUUCCAGAACCAGUUAUGGUUCAAGCUCCGGUUCAGCAACCCGCUACGGAAGCUCCUCCUCGUCCGGUCGUUUUGGAAGCUCCUCCCCGUCCAGUUCUAGCUCGAGCCGUUACGGCUCCGGAUCAUCCCUCUCGACGGGCGGUUCCAAGAUCGGCGCGAGUAGCCCCUCAUCCGGCAGCCGCUUCGGCAGUAGCAGCCCGUCGAGUAGUAGUAGUGGCACGAAAUUCGGCAGCAGCAGUCCAAGCAGGUGGGCAUCAAGUAGUCCAUCGGCAGCAGUACGCACUCCUUCCAGUUCACGUUUCGGUACUUCUUACAGUGGAUCCGGUGUGCGCUACGGUGGCGGCUCCUAUACCGGAACAUCCGGAAGUGGCAUUAAGGUCAACACCGGAACGGGUGCGGCCAUCGGCUCGGGAGCAGCUGGAUCCCGCUGGGGAUCGAGCGCUUCAUCGGGCACUUCCCGUCAGACUGGUAUGACCGGCCUUCGCGACCGAUUCAGCCAUGGGACAUCGGGAACUUCCGGUAUUGCCGGCGCCGGUAUUCGCACGCCCAGCGCCGGUGUGGCUCGACCGAAUUACGGAUCUUCAUAUCGUCCACGCGUGUCUGCCCCCGCUGCAUCUAUCAGCCGACCAACCGUUGUCAACUAUUCGCCCCGGUAUACGACGUACAAUUACGGAUCUGGAUCGCGCUACAGCGGACUUAGUGGAAUAGGCGGAUAUGGAGGUAGCAGUUUGUUAGGCGCGCGCCGGGGACACAGCACGGCUUCUCUGAUUGCCACUGGUGCAGCGGCUGGUAUCGGAGGUUAUUAUUUGGGAAAAAUGAUGGGUAGAAUGAGUUCACCCUAUGGGUAUGGGGGCGGGUAUGGAUAUGGUGGAGGCUACUACGGCAGUUAUUAUGGAGGUUAUGGACCGUAUUAUGGUUAUGGAGGUUACGUUGUUCCCGGCUGUAUGGGCGGAUGCUCCCCGUAUUCGGCAUACGUUCCAUACCGAGACCGUUAUGCUGACUAUUAUACCCAUUCGGACACCAUUCAACAGUCCCAAAACACUGUAACAAACCAAGCUGGAGUAAGCCCCAAUCAGGACGCGCCAGUUAAUAAUGCGAAUGCCGGUCCGGCCACAGCAACCGAAGCUCCUGCUCCGAAGAACGUCGACCUGUGUAUGUUGGCCCGGUGGAAUCGUGAGAUCCCCUUUGCUGAAUUACCAAAUAUGGCCAUUGAAUUUGUGGCAAACAACAAUAUAUCCGGAAAUUCUACGUCAGACAAAGCAAAGUUCCUGUACGAAUUUCUUACGGCUUCCGUUGAUGCCUAUGAACAAUACAAUAGCUCUGCAGAUAUAUUCACCAUACCAUCAGGAUUUGACUUGAGCGCCUGCAAUAUCAAAGUGUCAAAGAGUGCCCUGGUUAACAGCGCCAAUCAAGUCCAACAGGAAGAGCCCGUGCUGACAUCUUUAAGGCAUAUGCUAAGCUUGUACUCAAACAAGAGUUCGGAUCCCGACGCUCUCAAAGAUGUUGUGAAUGCAGCCAAACUCUGCCUUCCACAAGGAGCAACGGUAACCAAUCCGGAAGUGCUGCCGUGCUUAGAUUACUCCCUCACACCCGAACAGUUGCUUAAACUCGAAGAGCCCCAUUCCAUGUUCGGGAGCGCGGAGAUUUGCCGUCGUCAGUUGAGUCCAGAUAUGUUUAAAUGUACACCAAAGAGCACAAGUUCCGGUUGCACACUCGACCAUCUGCAAAUUUUAAAUCUAUUUGCAAGAAAUUUUUACCUGUGCAGCGAAGCCGACAACGCUUCUAAUUCUGGAAGCCAAGCGCAACCAUCCGGCAGACUUAGCGGGGCCGACGCUUUCAGGGAAGCCUUUACUCCAGGCAGCGUCGGCGGGACAACCAAAUCCGGUGUUAUACAUUACAGUGGAACGUCUUGGGAUGCUUCGACAACAGCGAAACCAGGCUUUUGGUCAAGAAUAUUUGGAUAACCUGUGACAGUUGUCACUGUAUUAAGCACAACUUCCAAAUGAACUAUGUUGAAAGUAUUAUUUAUAUUGAUAGUUAUAAGAAGGGGUACUAAGCUCAAAAUCUGAAACUUUUGACGACAACAUUUUAUCUUUAGAUUAUUUUAAGGCUUGUCCGAACAACAAAAACCUUGUUCAUGUUGUGGGCGCGGAUAAUUAUUUCGAUUACUUCGACCUUGUUAAUUUGUUAUCAUGAUCACUGAUCAGAACUUGAAUUGUGA